AAUGGACGAAAAGGAAAAUGGUUUUUGCGUUGAAAAAUUGGAAAGAUUAUGCCUCAAUUAUAUAGUCCGAUUUCCAUCAAUUCUUCAAAAGCAAAAAAUGGCCGACAACGACUUUUUUCUAACAACAUAUACAGCUACUCCAAUCCUAACACUCUUAGGAGAAAUAGGAAGAUUAACUGAUGAGAAUGUGAGAUUUUUUAAUAGAGAAAAUACUUGUUUGAAUGCCAUUAAAUUGGCCUGUACGGAAAUUCAAGAAGUAGAAUCUUAUAAAUUUUUAAAAGGUCAUUGUCUCGAAGCAAUUCAAUUUUUAGGUUUAAAGAACUAUUCACAAAUAAUAUUUGAUAAUUAUAUCGAUAUAACAAAAUUGAAAUAUUUCUCUUUACAAUGGUGUCAUAUUUACUUUGAAGAUUGCAGCUACUUUUCUAAAUAUGAUUUUUCAAAUUUAAAAGUAUUGGACGUAAGCUUUACAGAUUUUACUAAUUCCCAUUUUAUAAAUUUAAUACAAAGUGCUAUUAAUUUGGAAAAUAUCAACUUAACGUCUACUUUCGUUACAAAUAUUGAAAAAUUAGAAUAUCUAAAAUGUUUAAAAGUAUACAUCCAUCGAAGAUUUCAACAAGAGACUAAUUUUCAUCCAUUAUUGGCUGUCAAGUCUUUGAUAAAAUUAGAUAUAGGUUUUGAUUCUGAAGAUUAUAAUGAUAAAGAUAUUGAAAUAAAUACCUUACUCUUCGGUUCUUCAUGGCCUAAUCUACAAUAUUUAGAUAUCUCAGGAAGGUGGAUAUUUCUGCGAAAACAUCCAAGAUUACACUUCUUGGAUUUGAUGAGAGUAAUUUGCACAAAGAUGACUUUCGCUGUUGGAAUAAAAGUUGUCACUGAUUGGAAUUUAAAUCAAAUAAUUGAUGCGUUAAAUUAUUAUAGAAAUGAUUAUAUGAAAAGUAUGACAUUAAUGGAGACAUUUUCCGAGCAUUAUCAUCAUGUAGAAUAUGAUUAUAUUCAACAGAGAUUAGAUGAAUAUUCUAAUUAUAUCAAGAGUUUAACUUUACUACUUGAUUGGUGGAAUAAGAAUAUUGUUCUAUUACAAUUACACGAAGACGAACCUGGAUAUUUACAUAUCCUACUCUUCGAUCAAAUUAAAAUAUUUAAUUUUUGCCCUGAAAAAUUACCUUUAAAUCUACUUUCAUUCGCCCUUAAUUCAACAUUUGAUUAUUUAGACAAUGAGCAAAAAAGUUGGCGAAUGGCACCAUACUUUGUUAGUUUUCUUACAACUAAUAACUGUUUUAUCGUCCAUCAUGUCUGUUUUGAUAAAUUUAAAGCUUUUACGUCUAUUCUAAGUUUUAUAUCAAAAGCUGAUGAUAUAAGAGAAAAAUACUCUGCUGAAGGAUACGAUACGGACGAUUUUAUGAAACAAACUAUUAAACUUUGUAUAUAUUUCAUUGAGAUUAUCAUCACUGGUAAACCUAAUCAGAUUUAUAUGAAUAAAAUCUCUAUAUCUACGUUAAGGAUGUUAAAAACACUGGAGGCUAAAAUAGAUGCCAAAUUAUUUGAUAAUCUCUUUUCACACUUAUUACCAGUUCUUUGUUCAUUAGUUAGUAAAUACAAUGAAAUUUGUGGAUUUUUAUUUGUUGGCAAUGGUGUUGAUAUUUUAUCUAGUUACCUUAUGUAUUUCUUGGCAAAAAAUUCAAGAGUAAGAGAAGAGUUUAUAAGAAAACGGAUAACUUCGUUGCUAUCAAUACGUACAAACAGACAUUACGGUGAAGACGUUCAAAUGAGUGCCAUUUGCGGACUAUCAGCCAUUUAUACGAAUGAGUGUCGUCUUACAAUAGAUUUCUUCGUCUGCGACUUUCCGGCUGGAUGGAAAAGAUGUAAAGGAGAAUGCAAAGAAUGUCUUAAUGAUUUGCAGCGAUUUGAUAUUGGUGUACUGACUGUAAGCCAUCUAUUAUUAAAGAAGUUCGGUAAAUACGGUGCGUUUAUUUCUGCAUUAAAACUGAUAAUAUGGGUUGAUUCGUCAAAUAAUCAAGAGAACAUUACAAAAGAAGAUGAAAUAAUUAUAAUAAAUAUGAUAAAGAAUUUAACGAAUUUGGAAACAGAGGUAACAGUUAUUAAAUCAUUAGUAAAAUGGAUGUCUGAACCCCUGCACAUCGCUGUACCAAUAAUGAUUAUAAUAUCUAAUAACAUUAUUCAAGGAUUAAAAGAUUGUAAAACAUUCCAUAAAAGUAAAUGCGAUACUAACUGCACUUGUAAUUGCUGUUAUUGGGUUCACAACCAAACACAUUAUGGUUCUCUAUUGAUUCAAAAAAUGAAAAGUUGGUAUAUUACACCGCCCACUUUAUUGGCCAAUGAAUUUAUAUCCAGGGAUUGGAUAUCAUAUUUACUAUGCGAAGAUGUUCUCGGUAUUCAAAUAUUCGGUGUGAGAAUGUUAUAUCUUCAAAGUCGUAUUCACAAAAAUGAAUUUAAAAAGAUCAUUUACGAAAAGAAUUUAAUUAAUCUACUUAGAGUUUUCGAACCUAAAGAAUUUGCCUACGUUAGAUUUAUUGUUGAAGAAUUAAAACGUUAUACGGAUUGUUGA
Dimorphilus gyrociliatus is the source of this 2563-nucleotide messenger RNA. The record is from the annotation of a GenBank genome assembly. Lineage: Eukaryota; Metazoa; Annelida; Polychaeta; Dinophilidae.